Messenger RNA from Arabidopsis arenosa, 1585 nucleotides. NCBI's taxonomy places the organism in Eukaryota, Viridiplantae, Streptophyta, Magnoliopsida, Brassicales, Brassicaceae. The record is from the annotation of a GenBank genome assembly.
ACCAACAAAAACGAACAAAAAUCUUCACCGGGAAAAAUGGAAGACGACGGUUAUUACCUCGACACCGAUCUCGAUAUCAGCUUCACCUCCACAGCCACAGACCGUACAUUCACUUCAUCAAGCGCUAGAUCGAGUCUCGCACGCUCAAGCCUCACAUUAAGCUUCAACGACAGACUCUCCACCGCAACAACACCUUCAACCACCACUUCCUCCGCCGCAACAACACUACACCACCGUCGUUACGAUCCUCACUGGACAUCAAUAAGAGCCGCAACAACUCUCUCCUCCGACGGAAGACUUCAUCUCCGCCACUUUAAACUCGUCCGCCACCUCGGAACUGGAAAUCUUGGCCGUGUUUUCCUCUGUCACCUCCGUGAUUGCCCUAACCCCACCGGAUUCGCACUUAAAGUAAUCGAUCGUGAUGUUCUCACGGCGAAGAAGAUUUCACACGUGGAAACAGAAGCUGAGAUCCUCUCCUUGCUAGACCACCCGUUCUUACCUACACUCUACGCACGUAUCGAUGCUUCUCACUAUACUUGUCUUCUCAUUGAUUAUUGCCCUAACGGUGAUUUACAUUCCUUGCUCCGUAAGCAACCUAAUAACCGGUUACCGAUUUCUGCGGUUAGAUUCUUCGCCGCUGAAGUACUCGUCGCCUUGGAGUAUCUCCACGCUCUUGGUAUCGUUUAUCGAGAUCUCAAACCGGAGAAUAUCUUGAUUCGUGAAGAUGGACACAUUAUGCUCUCAGAUUUCGAUCUCUGUUUCAAAGCCGAUGUAGUUCCAACUUUCCGAUCUAGAAGAAUCCGGAGAACUUCGUCUUCUCCGAGGAGGACUCGUCGUGGUGGAGGUUGUUUCUCCACGGAGGUAGAGUACGAGAGAGAAGAGAUAGUAGCGGAAUUCGCGGCGGAGCCAGUGACGGCGUUUUCGAAAUCAUGUGUAGGAACUCACGAGUAUUUAGCGCCGGAGCUAGUCGCCGGAAACGGACACGGAAGCGGUGUAGAUUGGUGGGCGUUUGGAAUAUUUCUAUACGAAAUGUUACACGGAACGACGCCGUUUAAAGGUGGUACCAAGGAACAAACACUGCGCAAUAUAGUAUCAAACGAUGACGUGGCGUUUACGUUAGAAGAGGAAGGUAUGGAAGAAGCGAAGGAUUUGAUAGAGAAGCUGUUAGUGAAAGAUCCGAGGAAGAGGCUAGGAUGCGCCAGGGGUGCGCAAGAUAUCAAAAGGCAUGAGUUUUUCGAAGGAAUCAAGUGGCCGUUGAUCAGAAACUAUAAACCGCCGGAGAUUCGAGGGCUGGUGAAGAAGACGAAGGCACAUGCUGGUCACGUGACUGCUGUCGUUACGCCACCACAGAGGAGGAAGUGGUUGUGGUGGGCUUUGUCGCAUUUACUGCCUAGUAAAAGCUUGAACAGGAGUAGCAGUAAAAUUCAGAGCAACAAUAAUUACUAUCAUUAUGUUGGUAAAAGCUAUAACGCUAGUGGCAAACGCGUUUAAGGCGUUUUAACCUUGAAAAUAUCUCAUAGUCUCAUACGAUUCUAGAGGUAGAAAAAAGGGGAUUUGUGGUAUACAAUGAAUAGCGCAUGUUAGC